Molecule: messenger RNA, 1394 nt
Organism: Williopsis jadinii
Lineage: Eukaryota; Fungi; Ascomycota; Saccharomycetes; Phaffomycetales; Wickerhamomycetaceae
Gene: DAL2
Product: allantoicase
Exons: 1
Coding region: 287-1327 (346 amino acids)
Biological process (GO): allantoin catabolic process
Molecular function (GO): allantoicase activity
Source: RefSeq, a predicted model, not a curated record
GCUGGUGUGUGCUCUUCCCCCCUUGCGCUCCCUUCGCCAAACACAGCAGCCUCCCCCCCCCACUGUUUCCGGUUUUAAGACUCGAUGUCCGAUUGUGUAACGCGCGCCCACACGCGUACGUCGCUCGGAAAUGCCCGACUGAUAACAGAGGGCCAAAUCGCAGCGUUGCGUGUGGUUUGGAAGCCUUUGCCAGUGGAAGUUGUUGAGAGUUAUAUAAACCACUUGGUUCCCCUUUGAGAUCUGUUUCUCUGUUUUUUGCAGCUUCCCCUUUCCCCUUUCCUUCAUCAUGACUACAGGAAUGACUAGAGAAGCACAAAUCCUCACGGAAGACGAGUUCACAUCGCAGGUGGUGUCGCAGUACACCGACGUUAUCGGAGAGAAGGUUGGAGGGUCCAUCAUCAGUUUUAGCGAUGAGUGGUUUGCGCGGGCUGAGAACCUGAUCAAGCCAAAGGCGCCUAUUCGAGAUGCUACAAGGUUCACGUUCGCCGGUGCCUGGUACGAUGGGUGGGAAACGAGAAGACACAACACGGAGGAGGCGGACUGGGUCAUCUUCAAGUUUGGAGUUUCCAGUGCCAAGUUGAUCGGCUGUGAGGUUGAUACCGCUUUCUUCAACGGUAACCAUGCUCCAGCUAUCAGCGUUGAGGCUGUGAAGUUGGACACAGAUAACGUCCAGGAUUGGUCGGAGGUUCCGUGGGAACAAGUGGUUGAGAAGAUCGAAUGCGGUCCUUCUCAAAGGCAUUUCUUCAAGAACACCGCGUUGACAAAGGGUGAAUAUACACACGCAAGACUUAAGAUGUACCCGGACGGUGGUAUUGCAAGAUUCAGGCUGUACGGUGAAGUUGUGCCAAACUUGUCAACCAUCACUGCUCAAAGCCUCGUCGAUUUUGCCUCCGUCGGUUACGGUGGAUUGGCUGUCAGUUGGUCUGAUCAACACUUUGGAACCGUGGAUAACCUCCUGUUGCCAGGCCGUGGUGUUGACAUGAGUGAUGGAUGGGAAACAAAGAGAUCGAGAACCCCAGGCCACGUUGACUGGGUCAUCAUUAAGCUCGGCUCAAAGACAAGCAUCAAGGAGAUCGUUGUCGAUACUGCCCAUUUCAGAGGCAACUUCCCACAGAAGAUUACACUCCAUGGAUUAAGCACAGAGGAAAAGAUUCCUUCCAAUGACAACUCCAACUGGAUACCAUUGGUUGAACCUACAAAGACAGAAGCUGAUAAGCAACACUUCUUCAAGGAGUUCGUCAACCCAGGUGACUACACUCACGUCCGUCUAACGAUUAUCCCAGACGGUGGUGUGAAGAGGGUCCGUGUCUUUGGAACACUGGCAUAAACGCACAUCGAUUACUAUUUGACAUCUCUACUUGAAUAUGAAUAUCACACUAAUCUCUUGAUGAUGA